This is a messenger RNA of Austrofundulus limnaeus, 6489 nucleotides long. RefSeq names its product zinc finger and BTB domain containing 34 (gene zbtb34). The transcript is spliced from 2 exons. Gene Ontology annotation, biological process: regulation of transcription by RNA polymerase II. Gene Ontology annotation, molecular function: protein binding; DNA-binding transcription factor activity, RNA polymerase II-specific; RNA polymerase II cis-regulatory region sequence-specific DNA binding. The coding region runs from base 204 to 1736 and encodes 510 amino acids. NCBI's taxonomy places the organism in Eukaryota, Metazoa, Chordata, Actinopteri, Cyprinodontiformes, Rivulidae. The record is from RefSeq and is a predicted model, not a curated record.
AACACAUAGGCAGAAUGAAUGCAAAGCGCCUAAAGAACACUUCCUGUUGAUGUAAAAACUGAAGCCGCAACUGUCUGACACAUCUGGACCGGAGAGGGGGGGAGGCCUGGCUGUAGCGUUAGCGAACUACUGAGGGGAAUGGACAACAUUUAACGCUAAUCUGCGAGACGGCUGUCGACAAACUGGAGAAACAUAUCCAAGAAAUGGACGACGGCAGCUACAUCGAGUUUGAUGUGCCGGAGUUCAGUAACACUGUUCUUACUCAACUCAAUGAGUUGCGACUGCAAGGGAAGUUGUGUGACAUCAUCGUUCACAUUCAGGGCCAGCCGUUCCGAGCUCACAAAGCUGUCCUGGCAGCAAGUUCACCCUACUUUCGUGACCACUCAGCUCUCAGCACCAUGAGUGGUCUUUCCAUUUCGGUCAUCAAAAGCCCUGAGGUGUUUGAACAGCUUCUUGCUUUCUGCUACACAGGCCACAUGUCCCUACAGCUCAAGGAUAUCAUCAGUUUUCUCACUGCAGCCAGCUUUCUGCAGAUGCAGGCAAUCAUUGACAAGUGCACACAAAUUUUGGAGGGCAUCCAUUCCAAGAUCAGCCUCCCAGCUAGUGCCUCCAGCACAGAGAAGGACAACCUGCAAACAAGUCGAAAUGGGAUGAAUGACAGCAACCUCUUUAUAAACCCUACCCAGAUCUCCCCCCCUUAUUACUCCCGGCACAAUCAGCCAAGUGUUGAAGCACGGUUGGAGUUAGCAGGAAAAGGCCAAAGCAGAGUACGACAACAACAACAAGAGGAGGGCCAGUCGGAUCGUGGCAGUAGUGAUGGCGUGUCAGAGCAAGAUGCCCCCAUGGAGGGUGAAACGGAGCAAGUAGAACUGAUUGGCAAAGAUGGGCAAGUAACAGAUGUGCAUGUAAAGAUCGAGAAAAAUGAUAGGCCUACCUACUCAGACAGUUCCUCAGCUGGUGAUGAUGGUUACCACACAGAGCUUGUGGAUGGAGAUCAGAUUGUGGCUGUUAGUGUGGGUUCAUACGGUCCUGUCAUUCAGCCUGCCGCAUAUUCUUACUCAGGGCUUUCCUCCCCUUGCUUUGUCAACCUGAGCAGCUCCAGUCCUUCUCGCUCUUUGCUCAGUGGCUUCAGAGGUGGGCGAGCUAGAGCCAAGCGCCCAGUGGCCAUUCCAGCAGGAGUGCUAAGUCAUGUCAAACCAGGCUCGGAUGAUGGAGAAUCAGUCGUUGGGGCCACUGGGCUGGAAAAUGAUGUCCGAGAGCGCAGCCUCCGGAGCCAGUGGUACCCCUACAACGAGAGACUCAUUUGCAUUUACUGUGGAAAGUCUUUUAAUCAGAAAGGAAGUCUGGACCGCCACAUGCGUCUGCAUAUGGGAAUUACUCCAUUUGUGUGCAAGUUCUGUGGCAAGAAGUACACGAGGAAAGAUCAACUGGAGUACCACAUCCGUGGCCACACAGACAACAAGCCUUUCCACUGUCAAAUCUGUGGUAAAUGCUUCCCAUUUCAGGGCACCCUUAACCAGCACCUGAGGAAGAAGCAUAUGGGAGCAUCAGAGGUCAGCAAUCAUAUGGACUCCCCAGAGAGGAUGGAGGGAAGCUCAGGUCAAAAAGACCAAGAUGAUGCAUCGGAGGGGAUGGCUUUUGAGGCUCAGUAUGCAGAAGAGGCACCGGCUAAUGAAAUGGAGGAGAGUUCUAAAUGCAGUCCAGAGGAAGCUCAAGCAUCGAGAUGUGAUUUUUAGGUUCUGCUUCUGGUGAAGCAAGCUUUAAGAAAUGAUUAUUUCAACUCAAUCUAAAGUACCCCUGUUUUUGAAUCAGCUCUCUCUGCUAUGGACAUUUCUCAAUUCAAGGGUUUCUGUCAGUUUUGUAAAGUGUGUUGCGAAAUGCAGAGGGGAAACAAAUGCUUUAUAAAAAAAAAAAUCAUUUAAGCAAAGGGAGUAACAACUUACUAUUUUUGAGGUGGUCCUAAUAAUCAAGACCUCUAGUUGAUUUCUCUUUUUAUCUUUCCAUGUUUUUUUAAAAAAUAUUUAGAGUUAUAUAGGCAUGUUGCAAUAAUUGAUAAUGUGAAAGCUCUGGUAAGAUGCUUGUCAUAUCACCUUUUUAUCUGACCUGUUUUUGCACAUGUGACCACUGGAGGUCACUUACUCACAAGGAAUGAUUUUUCUGCCAGUGCAAAGCUUCGUGUGACAUACCUGUUCAAUACCUCAUGCUGCAACUACAUACUCAUAACAGUAUUUUAACUUAACUGAAACUCACCGGGUUCUACCUCAUAGCCAGGAACCUACAAUGCACAAAUGUGCUCACCGUUUAAAUCCGUUUUAGGUUUUAUGUACAGUUUAUCUUAUUGCCAAACUCUGUAAGAAAUGUUCUUUUAACACAAAGCCUUGAUACUUGGGGGGGAAAUAUUCCUUGCUGAUUGUAUGGAUUAGGAACAAAGUUCUUGUUUUAUGGUCAGCCAGGUUAAAAUUAUAAUUAAGAAGGUGCUAUGUCAGGAGUGCAUUAAGUUUGCUAGCUUAUGUGCUUUUGACAAAUGUGGGAAAACAGAUCAAGCAAAUGGCUGUUAUAUAAUUUCAAGAUUACAUUUUUUUCUGUAUUGUACUAAUUGUUAUACAAAACACUUCAGAAUUUUAUCGCACAUCACUACUGGAAGUCUCUCUCAAGUUGGCCCAGGCAUGGUGUUGUAUCAUCCAGACAAUGGGUGAAAAACGUCCACAUAGUUAGAAAGUAAUUUAUAUUCCUCUAUAGCCUGAUGGCAUAUUUAUACAUAAUGUACUUGUUUUAACCUGAGGAAGGCUUCCAAUAUAAAACUCAGUGUUUGACAGAGACAGGGGUACUCGUCAACUUAGCACAUAAGGAACAGUCUUGAACAAUAUGCAAAAAGAAUGAACAAAGGAAUCUCAGCCAUUGUCAGAUGGUUUUUAUUCCAUUAUUUGAAAAGACUUUGAUUCAUUUUACUGUUGUGUUCCAGAUAAGGAACAUCAUUUCCUCAUUUGUCAGUUCAACUUUAUAACAUUGUCACAAGUGCGGCAUAGAAGAAUUAAGGUUAAGAUUUAAAUGUUUUAAAAUGUAGUUGGUUAUUCAAAGUAUUGAUGCAGUUUGCUGAGUGACCUUUGGGCAAAGCGCUGUUCAGGUGAUUAAAUUGAGCAAAUCUGCAUGGAGAAUAAUCCUGAUUUAUCAGAUUCUGUGUAACUUGCUUCACAGCAGUAAAUGUUACUGCAUAAAACCAUUGACACUCGGCAAUCUCAUGAAUACUGUUGGAUAGAAGUCAUGCAUGUGGCAUGACUUUUUUUUAAUCUAUACUCUUUGUGCUAUGGGGAUCAGGGAUGGGUAGUUUUUAUAUAAAAUGGCACUUAAAAAGUGUCAGAUUAAUUGUUUGCAGAUAAAAAUUUCAGCCAGAAGGUUCUAUUUGUGCUACUCUGCUUUCUUAUUCGCAAUCAAGAUGUUAAAUGCCUUUUUUUAUUUUUUUGUAGUUUUCAAGAGCACAUGCUAUUUUUUUUUUGUCUGGCCUAUGCUGACUUUGCAUAGAACUUAAAAUUGAAUAUUGAGCAGUUUUCAUUAAGUUUUUGCUUAUUGUGCAUUUGGUGGGAGAAUAUUGUUUGCUUGUCUGAACUUACAUUUGUUCUUUUUUUAUUAUUUCCUCUGAAUGUACAGUUGUCAUCUUUAUUCUUUGACAGACAAAAUGGCAAACCAAAAUUUAGAGAAUUUUGCUAAAAGAUUACUAUAGCUAGCUUACCUUUUAUUCUUGUAUACGAAUCAAUCACAAAGACUUAUUUGUGUUACAGCAAACAGUCUGUCAGCCUAUAAAUGUUUACCAGGUGAAGUUUCUAUCUCUUAAAAGCUGACACAUGCAGGUUUGUCAACAGCUCUGACCUCACCAAAAUCAGAUGCUGACUAAAUUUCACAGCAAUGGUGUUUGUCCCUUAUUUAGGCAAAAAAAAAAAUAAAAAAAAGAGUAUGUAUACAUCUAGGAAAAUAAUAUCACUAUUUUAUGAAUAAUGGGUAAAAACUUCUAAAUAAUUUUGUGCCAAGACAUCUCACCAAAGACUAAUAGGUGACUUUUACAGCCAGUUUGAAUUAUAUUAUGUAACUGAAAGCUUGUUAAGAAGCAUAGGUUUCUAAUUUAAUAUAGGAUUAGUUUAUUGGUAUUUGCAGUUAAUGUUCAUUUCUCAGCUUAUAACAAUCAUUUCUGUAAAAUUUGAAGUUCAUAAUCUAUGAACUUCAGUAGUAAAGUCAUAAGUAAUAUAUAUUAAGCCAUACAAAAGUUGACAAUAGAAACGUGCAAUAGGUAACAUAAUUGCUUAAAGUCUGCAUAAACACAAGAGAGAAAACUACAUAGAGGGGCAUCUUAAACUUAGUGCCUUGCCACAAGCUUUAUCUUUUAGAUUCUGGCACUUGGAUGUUUGUGCCUCCUUCAUUUUAGAACAACAAAGAAUGAUAGGAUAACAUGACCACAUUUCUUAUAAAGUGGUGCCAAGAAUGAAUAGAAAUAAAUUUUUCUCAUUCUUUACGUUAGACUUGGCUUAAUAUUUGUUUCUGAUUUUCACCUAGUCUUUUUUGGGUCACUGAUUUUGUAGCAGUUGAUCACAAUCAAAUGAGGCAGACUUUCCUGCUCACCAGUGCCCAUGUUAUGUUCAGAAACUACUCCAAGACAAUCUGAGCAGUGUACUCCAGGUGAGGCAUUUCAGUGAAGGAAGGAGAUGCAUGAUGAAUAUAAAUCAACUUCCUCUCUGUUCUCUUAGAGUAGGAAACUGCUUGAAUAUUUAGCAGAUAAUCUACUGAGUAUUUGUGCAGGGAAAAAAAGCAAAUCCUUAUACUGUAGCUGAAUUGCAUGUUGGUUAACCACAAAAUUGUAUAGAAUUGCCAAUUGAAACUUUAAGGUUUUGUUUUGUUUCAUUGACUGUGCACUUAAAGUUAUUUUGUUUGUCAAAACCACAGAUAUGCUCCAUCCGUAAAGUUUUCUUUAACUCCUUAUCUACCUGUUAGGGACUCGGUUACAGUCCCCACAAACAUUUUGAGAGGCAGGGACCUUUUUUCCCGUAAGUGGUGCUUUUGGACUAGUCAGUGUUUUUCUCUUGGGUAACAAAUUUCUGAUUGGUUAAUGGAGGCAGGAUUGUUCAAAACUUUAAGCUAUAACUAUUUUUGUGGUAGUGCAAAACCAACUGAACGUGACACACUCUUCAAUUUGCUCUUUGUCGACCUUUUAUUCUCGCUCUCUGAGAGUGAAAGGAUGUUCAUUUUGGGCCACAAUUAAUCAACAGGAAGUGUUUACAAGGAAGGCUGUCCGACUACUUUUUGAAAUUGCAGCUCGUCCUAUUCCUUUUCUAAUAAACUCACUUCAGGUAGUUGACGAACACUGAUACAGAUUUAGAAAAUAAGAAAAAAAAAUCAUAAGUCUUCCAUGGCUUUUCUGUCGGUUGAUGUCCACUGUGUAUUACUGAAAGAGAGCAAUAACCUUUUUGAAAGUGAAAGUGGUUUAUUGGGAUCAUCAAGGCUGUUAAAACAAAUUAAAAGUCAGGGAACUGUUAAAUAAAUGGAGGACCACGGUGAUUUGGUUUUGAUUUACUUUUUAUAUAUUUUAUUAUUUUUGGACAAGUUGACUUAUUAAAAGUAUUCAAGUGAAAAAAAUGGUGUUGCUAAGAGAUGUUUGAAAUGCUCGUGAAAAUCCAGUGGUAGUCAGUAAACUGCAACACAGAAACAGCAUGGUUCAGUUCUAAAACUCACAGGUGCACCUCCACCUAAGUCAGCUAAGGAAAGGGAUUUUUGGGGCUGUAACGCCACUGGGAGUGGCCUCUCUGUUGGCAUGUUGAGGUUCAGUGAUCUCCUUUUGGCUCCUCCUGUUUUGAGACAGUGGUUGUAGUUCAAGACCAGAAGGAAAGGGUUUGGUUAGCUGAUGUUCUGUACCCCUUUUCUGAAUCAUGAAACUGCACUAUAAUGUCUCUGGUUUGCAUGUGCUUGGUGACAAGGCAAAAAACAACAACAACCAUUGAACUCAGGGUAUAUCAUGCUAAAAGUGGUCUCAUUGGACAUUUAUCCUCUGUCCAUAGUGUAUUUGUGCCGUGUUCUUCAGGUUGGGGAAACAAAGUCUCCAGUCAAUGACUCCCAAGCAUUCUGCCUCAAGGUCUCAGCAAGUCCGUAAUGUCCACAGAACUGAAACUCGAGGCCCACUGGAGACCACGAACCGAACCAUAACAGCAGAAAUGUCCCAUGUUCUGUUUUAUCCACUCUACACACAACCUCACAACCCAACUGUGAACCUCAGAACUCUACUCUUUUAUACAACUAUGAAGUAAAUGAAGCUACAGCUGACAUUGUAUCUAUUGCCAUUUAUGAAUUUAUUUUAUAGCAUGAAAUAAAUAUAUUUAUUCAAAUGAUAUAUUUUACUCAUAAUCAUUCUGUGCUGCUUCAUUUUGGUUCUUAAGCUUGUAAAUUGCCUUUUUAUUAUACAUAAAAUGUCCAUAGAAUAAUGCGUUUGUAAAAUAAAGACGCUGAUUUGGA